AAGUCAGUUCAAAUGCUAUCCGUGGACAGGCGGCUCAUUGUCAGGAGAGUUGCAGUGCGAGCAGGAGGGAGAGAAGAGAGGCACAGGUACAGCAGCAGCUACUGCAGCAGCACUUCAGCCCCAGCAUCACAGAGAAAAUACACACACACACACACACACUCUGCUACACUCAACUGGUAAGUUACACACGCAGACAUAUGCUGCAACCGCACACAGCACACACUUACAUGGCACUGACUGGCACAUGAGGAGGGGCUUCGGGUCUAAUGGAUUGUUUGGAAUGCGUGGUGUGGCGAGGACAGGCUGGGGUCUCUGCACAGAGCAACUUAACUAAGAGUAGUGAAGAGGAUAAAAGAGCAGGACAAUGUCCAGGAGAGACCCAAAACUUCAGCAGGCAUCUAGGGCUCUUUGAAAAUCCUGGAAAGAGGCAGAAAAAUCCAGUUUUUGCAUUUGGCAUCUUGUUGUUGUUGUUGUUUUUAUUUCUGUAGAUUGAUUUUUAUGAAUUUCCAUCCAUGUAUCUGAGAAAGGGAAAUUUACUGGUAGAAAUGUGUCAUUUUAAUGUUUUUCCAGAAGUAAAAUGCUAAUUAUUUGUUGAGGUGGAUUUAAAUGUCAAAGUUUCACUGGUUUUCAUUUCAUCGUCACAUUAGCUUUUAUGACGUUUGUGUUGUAAGAAUGCAUGCAAAGCUGGAUGCAGAUGUUGAGCUGAAAUACUUAGAAAGCUGAUCCUUGAUUUGAGAUCAACAUUUGCUUUCAAUUCAUCAGUUAAAAUGUUUGUCAAGCAAAGAUGCCAAAAUGUGAUGGAAUUACAACCUCCACAUUACGAGCUUCUGCUAUUUUUUUCUUUGACUUGCGUUACUACAAUUUUUUAGUUUUUGCCAGAAAAAAUGAGAAAAUGUAAGACGUCUCCUUAAAUUUCUGGAAACUGUAGCAGGUGUUUUCUUAAAAUUUGAUACUCAUAAAUUGAAGCCUUGGGUAUUUUUAAAAUGUUUACAUUUUAAAAGCCAACAGGUAUGUAACCUGUGACAAACAUGAAGUGGAAACUGUAGUCAUGCAAGCAGUGGACUGGUACAGGUCUCAGCAGUUUCUCACUGAUAAGCACUACAGUGUUAACAGGAAUAGAAUUAAUCUGCACCACUAUUUUGAAUGUCAUGCAGAAGUAAGAUAGUUCCCCUCUGACUAUCUUCAUCUUUACAUCCAUUACAAUCAUCUAUUCUAUAUUUCUAUAUCAUACAGAUGCAAACUGCAGUUUUGUGAUUUUGCUUAAGUGAACUCCAGUAAAGUUUUGGCUAUCAGUCCAAAAAAGAAAAAGAAAAAAAAGAAGGAUGAAGAGCGCAGAGAAAAAGAGAUGGAGAAGCGAAAAGGGGCCAGGAGGUAGAGGCGAACUUCUCACAGAUAACUUCCUAAUUUCAGACAAGGAGAAGAUCUGUGAGAAACGAAGAAGUGAAAGGUUUCAGGUUGAAACCUGAAAGGUGUGGGUGUCAACGCCACACCGUGCAAGCGUGUGUGUGUCCGCUUGCAUUCCUUCCACAGGAAUCUUCAGAGAAGUGGUUUCAUGUCAUAAAUAGAAACAGGACACAGUUUCAUUUGAUGCACUUUUGUCAAGUCUUUCUCCAAAUGUUACAACUGGAAAUAUAUGUAAGCAGUGGUGGAAAGUAAACACAUGCAAGAACUGAACGUGAAAGCAAAUGUGAGGUAUUUAUAGUUUAUUUACUUCCUUAUUUGUAUAGAUUUUAUUUGACAGCUACUUGCUAUUUUUCAAAUUAAGAAUUAAAAUAAAUGCAUAUGAUGGAAAGUAUAUUACUGAUUUUCAAACCAGUCAUUCACAGUGUAUUAUUUUGCAAAAUGGCAAUGCCCCUCAUAGAUAUGAGUUCCUGCUUGAGAUUUCUGAGGUUUAACCAGCUUGUUUUUGCACCACGUUGUUUUUUGCUAAAUCCUUUCUUCACCUUUAUGAUGUUUUCCCCCAUCAAUGUCAAGAAAGCAUGAUAAGAUGGAUGCGUUUUUGUGUAGUCAGUAGCAGUUAUUUCUGAUUGUGUCAUUCUUAUAAAGAGUGUAUAAAGAGUCCCAUUAAAUACGUGUUAAUGUGUGAAACAUUCAAAACUAGUGGAUACUGGGGACAAAUGUAAUAUAUUUUUUAAAAACAUUUUCCUCACAGGCUAAUUGAAAUACACUUGUCAUCUCCUGAUAAACAAAACACAAAUGUGCACCAACUAAUAGUACAACUGAUAUCUUGUCAAUAAUGGGAACAGGGCUAAAAUACCUAUUUUAAUGCAAGAAACCAGAGUUUUACAACUGAGCCCUUGAUGGGGGAAAUAGUAACAGAAGAGGGUGGAAAAUGUAACACUGAAAAAAUACAUCAUACUAACUGGGUAAAUCUCAAACAGAAGCAAUCUUCAAAGUAAUCACCUUACUAACUAAAAAUGUUCAGCCUUUGCACUUUCAAAUUUAUUUUGAUAUCAGGCAAUCUGUGCAUUCAAGGCAAACAUCUCUUUUGAUUUUCCCAGCAACAUUGGCGACUAUUCCAGAACCAACUAGAUUUUGAUUCUGUGAACUGAGUUAAAAGUACAUUUAACUCAAAUGCACAGACGAUACGAUGACAGAACAAUUUCUAACCUGACAUACAUUAAUAGACAUCACAGAUAUUAAUAGAUCCUACCAAUAAUAACACAAAAGGAUCAUGUGAAGAACAUAUUAAUAUAUUUAUUUAAAAGGACCAGAAGUGAAAUAUAUAAAAAAUGUAUGUGUAUGAUAUAAUGCAUGACACAUGUAUUGCACAAACAAACUGACACUUUCUUUCUGUCAGUAGUUGGACUAAUAUUGUCAUUUUAAAUGUAGUUUAGUCAAAUAUUUCUAUUUUCUCAUCACCCUUGUCAUCACCACAGACAGACAUAGUGCCUGCAAUUGUAAAUGUUACAAGUAUCACUGAUGUCACACCAAUGUUGCUGACUUGCAUUCUACUGUGGUUGGCGACAUUGAUAUUAGUACUGGUUGUUCGUGUUAGUUUCUAAGAUAUAGCGAGGGCAGAACAGAUGCAAGUCUAAAUGCACAUUAUUUGAAGGCAGCAGAAGAAAAUACAUGUAAUCACUCGAAGUUGGUUCUGGUUUCAGGACUUGCUUCGUGUUACUGUUACUCUUCUUUAAACCAGUCAAUUCCUGACUUUUACUCUUGUAAAUUCCUGAAAGAAAAUUCAUUUUAUACUGGAUAAAGUAUUGGGAUAGCUUUUGAUGCUUCAGUUUUUCUGUGUGAUUAUGAUGAAACUGUCAGGCUCACUCAAAAGUUAAAAGGAAAACUUCAAAGAUCCACAUUUUAUAUGAAGAACUAAAAAGCCCUUUAUUUUUAUGUCAUGUCUUGCUUGCCUUCUGCAUCAUCAAGUGAGCUUUGUAAGCUCACAAGUAGUUUUAACAGACUCCCUCUAGUAAAAGAUUUGAUUAAAUACUUUCUUCCCUGUUGUUACUGGAGAUAUUUAACAACUUCUUUUCCUUUUUCAUGCAGAAAGAAGAUGGAAAAAGAUAGAGUAAGCAUCUCACCGCGAAGAAGUCCUCCCCUCCGAGAAGAGCUAAGACAAACAUCUCAGCGCAGUUUCUACCUAAGCCCAGCUCCGCUCUUUAUUCAGCCCCCCAAAUUUUCUCCAGCUAGAUAUCCCAGCAUAUCACCCACCAGAGAUGCCUACAGUGCUUUUAGUCCACCUCUUUUCUUUCCCAUGCUUGGCCCCAGUUACACCCUCAAAGAAGGAUCCCAAAAACGCAAAAGGACUCCCUUAAAAGUAGAUGGCCAUGAGGGAGGUGAAUCUCCUGAGAAGGAGGCAGAAGAGGCAGAAGAAAGCCGCAGUAAGAAGACAGUGGACCUGCCACACAUUCCCUUUUCCCUCCCACCUCGUCCGUUUCCGUCUCCAUCUCCAAAACCCAUCCCUGGCAUGAUCGAGCUCAACAGCCUGCAGCUUCAACACAGACCUCCAGAUGUGAAUUUUCCUGUGCAGGUAAAACAGGAGCCACUCAGUCCUUCCCCCAUCUGGCCACCCUCUCCUCUGCUUCUUCACCCGCCCUACUUCCCACCUCUCCACCACAGCCUUCUCCCUUACCCCUUCUUUAUGCCUGGCCCUAUCAUGCACCACCCCCAUGGUGGUUUCUACCCCAGAGAGGACCUCCGCCCCAGUCAUAGCGCCCGUGAAGGAGCUCCUCGAAGUGGUACGAGCAGCGCUGAGAAGCUCGGUCUCAAUGUUCACGUAGAUGACAGCUACUAUGUGGACGUUGGCGGAGACCAGAAGAGAUGGAAGUGUCGAAUGUGUGAGAAGUCCUACACAUCCAAGUAUAACCUGGUCACACACAUCCUGGGUCACAACGGCAUCAAACCACACGGAUGUCACCUGUGUGGGAAGCUAUUUAAGCAGCUGAGCCACCUGCAUACACACCUACUCACACACCAGGGAAUGAGGCCCCACAAGUGCCAGGUGUGCCACAAGGCCUUCACCCAGACCAGCCACCUGAAGAGACACAUGAUGCAGCACAGUGACGUGAAGCCAUACAGCUGCAGUGUGUGCGGUCGAGGUUUCGCUUAUCCCAGCGAGCUUCGAGCCCACGAGCUGAAGCAUGAAAAAGGUCAAGAGAAUGUAUGUGUGGAGUGUGGUCUAGACUUCCCCACACUGGCACAGCUAAAGAGGCACCUGACCGUCCACCGAGGUCCCACAUUGUACAGGUGUACAGAGUGCCAGAAGACUUUCCAGUAUCCCAGUCAGCUUCAGAACCACAUGAUGAAACACAAAGACAUCAGACCGUAUAUCUGCAGUGAGUGUGGGAUGGAGUUCAUCCAGUCGCACCACCUGAAACAGCACACGCUCACUCAUAAAGGGGUGAAGGAGCACAAGUGUCGCAUCUGUGGUCGUGAAUUCACCCUGUUGGCCAACAUGAAGCGUCACGUCCUCAUCCACACCAACAUUCGGGCCUACCAGUGCCACAUGUGCUUUAAGAGUUUCGUCCAGAAACAGACUCUAAAGGCUCACAUGAUCGUCCACUCGGACAUCAAGCCCUAUAAAUGCAAGCUUUGUGGGAAAGAAUUCAACAGGAUGCACAACCUAAUGGGCCACAUGCAUCUCCACUCAGACAGCAAACCCUUCAAAUGCCUAUACUGCCAGAGCAAGUUCACACUGAAGGGGAACCUCACCAGACACAUGAAGGUUAAACAUGGUGUCAUGGACAGAGGCCUGGAUGAGAGACUAUUUAGGCAAAGAGGGCGUUUCUGUCUGACCACCCCGAUGGACCUCCUCACCCACUUCAGCCAAGAGGAACCGUUUGACCUCUCCCAGAAACCCCCGGGUCUGCCCAGCCUCCGUCUCUCCCAGUCUGAUGGUGAGAGCGUCCCGGGAAGCUCCUGUCAGGAGGAGGAGGAUGAGGAGAGUUUGUACAGAAGGAGCCAGUACAGCCCUGAAGUAGACCACCACGAGGAAGCAGGUGCUCAGUACAUCCCUGAGCUGGAGGAAAGAAGGCAGGGAUCCCCUGGUGAACCGAGGGAAGGCAAGAGACAGAAACAGCAGAAGUACCAGGAAAGUUUAGAGGAUGAGACGUUUGAGAGGGAGUCAGUAGCAGAAGGUCAAUCUAAAGUUCCCAGAGGUAACAAGGUGCAGCUAUUGGAGUCCGAGACAUCCUAUGAAUCAGAUGCAGAAUUAGGUGAGCAGGUGUGCCGCCAAAAAAUGGUCUGUAGACAGUCAUAUGAAUAUGACUCAGAAGAAGAAGAAGCACAUCAGCUAGAGCUAGAUGAACCAAAACAAAGAAAAGAAAAGUUGGAUAACUUUCACAAGGCCAUUGAUGUGGAAGAGACAAACAAAUACGAGCGCAUUGCUCAAAGAGUUUACGGGUCAAACGGUGAAGAAGACAAACAUGAAGAAAAGUGAGUCAAAGACUCAGAAGAUAAUUAAAUGUGUAGCAUUGUUUCUUGUUUAAAACUAAGUGGUUGUUUUGGAGGGCAACGACAAUAUGCAUGCUUCCAAACAUCUCUGAUUAGGGAAGGGUGGUGAGUAGCAGUGAAUGAACUUGUUGUUUAUUACCAGAGCAAAAAAAUCAAGAAUAAAUACAAGCUGUGAAGAAUAUUGCAUGUAAAAAACAUAUCAAAUUAUCAUUAAUAGUGACUGACAGAAGCUUUGGCUGGAAACGUGCGAUGUAAAUAAAAUGCAAACAGAUAUUUAAUGUUUUAGUUUUUUACAAAUCAUUUUGAAAUGUUGCUUAAAUAUGUAACUCUGGUUUGACUCAGAAUCUAAUCUGUGAUAUUAAAAUUUUAAGUGUUACUGAUCACACCAUUGUACAUGCUCUACUCUUGUUUGUGUGAUAUUGUUCUAAAAGUCAGCAAAAAACUGGAUGAAAAAUGUUUUUGACAGACACAAUUGAAAAAAAAAAGCUAAAAUGAUUUUGUUUUUUUACAUUCUAUGUCUCGAUUGUUUUUUAUGCACAUGCUCUUUUUUGGAGAUAUUUCUGUGUUUUAUUGCAAUGUUGGUGAUCUGAAUAUGAUUCUGAUGAAUAAAUACUGAAAUAAAAGCUUGAAUACACAAACUUGAUGCUUUUUCUCACUAAAUGCCUUAUAAACAUCGCUGCAAAUGUCUUUAAAGCAUAUGAGCCUAGAUGCUAAAUUUCGAUUCUCUCCGUCUCGCACAUACCGAGCGAGAAAUGAUUGCUGCGAGUUUCAGAAAGCUUGCCUCUCUCCUCCUGCUUCUCUUUCAAAGCAGAGGAAGAGGAAGAGAAAACACCUCUCCCCUUCUCUCUUUUAGGUUGUGAUCAAACAGCAGUGACGGACACAGUGGGUGUCCCAGACAAAGGCUUCAUAUGUCUGUAUGACUCAGAAUAAAGCAUUGUUUCUCCUCGUUGCAGAAGUCUCACUGAAAAUAGAAAUACUACAUGAAAAAAUGUUGUACAAUGCGCUGUGUGGGAUAACUCGCACUUAAGAUUGCUGGAUUAUAAAGAAAUGAGCA
Messenger RNA from Haplochromis burtoni (Burton's mouthbrooder), 6949 nucleotides. RefSeq names its product zinc finger protein 366 (gene znf366). Gene Ontology annotation, cellular component: nucleus. NCBI's taxonomy places the organism in Eukaryota, Metazoa, Chordata, Actinopteri, Cichliformes, Cichlidae. The transcript has 6 exons. The record is from RefSeq and is a predicted model, not a curated record. Gene Ontology annotation, molecular function: RNA polymerase II cis-regulatory region sequence-specific DNA binding; DNA-binding transcription factor activity, RNA polymerase II-specific. Bases 3341 to 5881 code for a protein of 846 amino acids. Gene Ontology annotation, biological process: regulation of transcription by RNA polymerase II.